AUGGGCCUGGUAGACCACAUGAGUGAGAACCCCGAUCUUCCGGACGUGAGCUGUGCCGGUAGCGUUGAGCCGCUCCCGGCACCGACAUCGCUGCCGGCGUCGAGCGGCGUGCCCAGCAACGUGCUGGUGCCGCUUAACCACCACAACCAGCUCACGCGCUUCAUGGCCAAGCAGACACUUGGCUACAUUCCAAAGCUCAGUGUGCGCAGUCCUGAGCGUAGUAUCAUCGUGCGGUCGCCGUCCUUCCGGCUUCCGAGCAUCGGCACGCCACCGCUGUCGCCUCAGAAGUGGGCGGGCCCAUCCCCUUUCUCCAGUCAAGACGAUGAGAUCAGCCGACCCAGUCUGCCGGCAUUGAACCAAAAUGCCGGUAGUUUUAUCCAGCGUUCCGGUAGCUUCUCCGAGACCAUCCCACCGCUGAAGCGGCCACACCAGGAGACCACCCACCACGUCAUGUCCAUCGCCGAUCUAUGUCAACCCUUCCAGUACGUUCGCGCCUCGUCCUGUCCCUGGAAACCGGCCAUUGAGCCGCAGGCCUACAUCCGCACCCAGUCAUGCAGUAGCGACGCCGACACGUUACGCGGCAGUCUGCCGCACCGCUCGGAGGAAAUGCAGCACAAUCGGCUGGAGCGUAGCAGCUCCAUGGACGCGCCCACGCUCAUGCGCCACCUCAAGCGUACGGCGGCCGAGUCAAUCGACUUGACUCAGUGGCUCGACCGUCCGUGCCGUAGCUCGCUGAGCUCACUGGCUGACUCGGCCGACUCCAUGCACCAGCUGGAGCAAGCCGGUCGAUCCAUGCGUAUCUCGGACUCGCCGCGUGCGGAUCACGUGGCAUCACUCGACUCAUGCCAUGAGGCCAAGCGCGAGAAGAAGCUGUGUGCCUUCCCGCAGUGCUCCAGCAACGCCGUGACGCGCGGUCUUUGUAUCAGUCACGGAGGAGGACGCCGAUGCCAACGCAAAGGCUGCACGCGCGGGGCUCAGAGCAAGGGGCUCUGCGUGGCUCAUGGCGGUGGCCGUAUCUGUCGCGCUGCUGGGUGCUCCAACAUCCAGCGCAGCAUGGGGAUGUGCAUCCGCCACGGCGGUGGUAGACGCUGUAGCGUCAAGGGCUGCCAGAAAGGCGUGUGUCGCGUGCUUGAAUGCACCAAGCACGUCAAGAAGAAAGGGCUGUGCCGAUCGCAUGCUAACUCCAUGUAUGCAACCUUGGGCCCGCAGUAA
Messenger RNA from Phytophthora infestans T30-4, 1212 nucleotides. RefSeq lists its product as uncharacterized. The transcript is spliced from 5 exons. Lineage: Eukaryota; Oomycota; Peronosporomycetes; Peronosporales; Peronosporaceae. Bases 1 to 1212 code for a protein of 403 amino acids. The record is from RefSeq and is a predicted model, not a curated record.